Malaya genurostris is the source of this 1207-nucleotide messenger RNA. RefSeq names its product U5 small nuclear ribonucleoprotein 40 kDa protein. Bases 119 to 1171 code for a protein of 350 amino acids. Gene Ontology annotation, molecular function: protein binding; RNA binding. The record is from RefSeq and is a predicted model, not a curated record. NCBI's taxonomy places the organism in Eukaryota, Metazoa, Arthropoda, Insecta, Diptera, Culicidae. Gene Ontology annotation, cellular component: catalytic step 2 spliceosome. The transcript is spliced from 2 exons.
CGUCCUAUGUUUUUUAUGUUUGUCAGAUUUAUCGGCUUGCUGAGUGCUACAUUAUUUUGUAAAUUUCAGCAUUGUUUUGACCUCGUAAAUCAAGUAGAAAUUUAAUUUCAACUAUACCAUGAUGUCUGCUGCACAAAAGCGUCCGUCGGACGCCUUGGUACCUAUUCAACAAAAGAAAUCUCGAACCGAUUUAGUUGGCUACACCGCGAAAGAUAAACAACUUAUGGAGCUGCAGAAUGUUGAACGAACAUCUACGCUGCUAGCUCCAAUUAUGCUACUCGAGGGUCACGGAGGAGAAAUCUUUUCCACAGAAUUCCACCCAGAAGGUGAACACUUAGUUUCGGCAGGAUUUGAUCGGCAAAUAUUUCUAUGGAACUUUCACGGCGAGUGCGAGAAUGUUGGGAUUAUGUCGGGACACUCGGGUUCGAUUAUGGAGGUUCAUUUUUCACCGGAUGGAGGAAGUAUUUACAGCUGCAGCACCGACAAGUUUGUUGCAGUUUGGGAUGUUCCUACAUGCACUAGGGUUCGGAAAAUGAAAGGUCAUUCACAUUUUGUCAAUAGUUGUAGUGGUGCGAGGCGUGGACCAACGUUAAUUGCGUCUGGCUCGGAUGAUUCUACUAUUCGGAUUUGGGAUGCCAGAAAGAAAAGUGGUAUUCACAGUUUUGAUAACCGAUUUCAGGUGACAGCAGUAUGUUUCAAUGAUACUGCCGAGCAGGUUAUAUCCGGUGGAAUUGAUAACGAGAUCAAGAUUUGGGAUAUUCGUAAAAAAGAAGUAAUAUAUCGAUUGAGAGGCCACACCGAUACUGUCACUGGACUUGCAUUAUCGCCAGAUGGAUCAUACCUACUUAGUAAUUCGAUGGACAAUACGCUAAGAAUUUGGGACGUUAGGCCUUAUGCUCCAGCCGAAAGAUGUGUGAAAGUUUUCAACGGACAUCAGCACAAUUUCGAAAAGAAUUUACUACGUUGUGCUUGGUCUCCGGAUGGAUCAAAAAUAAGCUCCGGUUCAUCUGAUAGAUUUGUGUACAUAUGGGAUACAACAUCACGACGAAUUCUUUACAAACUCCCUGGCCAUAACGGUAGCGUGAACGACGUUGAUUUUCAUCCAACGGAGCCAGUUGUCGUUUCAGCUUCCAGUGAUAAAACAUUGUACCUGGGAGAAAUCGAUGGCUAAUGCUUUCUUUACAUUGAAAUACAAGGGUAAUACGAA